GACAGUCAAAACAUCGAGGACGUACAACACAGAAUCUAUUAUCCGAUCAUGGUGAAACCGACCUCGUCUGCGGCCUCCGCCGCGAACAGCAGAAGAGGCCAACGUACGAUUCGAAGUUUGAUGGAGUUUCUACGCUUCCAAGCUCGACUAGAAGCAAACAAGCCGACAUUUGGCCAAUUUUUGGGUCUUUCGGUUUCAGGAAAUGACGCAGAUGAAACAAACAAAGAGGACUAUUUUUCAACUGUCAGGGAAGAUCGAUUUUGGUUCUUGGACGCAUCGCCAUCGAAUAGCAUUGUGAGAAGUGGGGAGCGGCGGCGGCAGGAACAAUCAUUGGUCUUUCGAUACCGAUUUCCUCGUAAUCGAUUGCAGGGCCUCCACAAAGGCACUCGGAAAACAUCAAUAUCAGAAAGUGGGAUGMAUUGCGGCCCCGUCGGCCUAUCAACCUACACUAGUAUUUUAGACGAAGUGACUAGUUUUAGCAUAAUCUCGGCGACGGGUCCAAGCUAUCCACGCCCCGGCGUCAGCGUGACGAUGCAGUCGCAAUGGGGACCGGCAUACGAUGCAACAUCGUCGUUGUCAUUUUUAGAAGAGGUGGACAUCGUUACGACAAUCACAAAGAAGGGAAGAAACCUUGCGUUUGUUCGUGCCGAAGUCCGUGAUCCAAGCAAUUAUGACGGCAUAAUUUGCUAUUUUGAUCACGUGAAAUACCUAACCGUCGGUUGGGGGAUGGGACUAUUGCUGACACCUGUGGGAAUGUGGUUUCUUAAUCUUUAUUCACGAUACAUUUUGCCAUACCUGUACCGAAGAAAGCAAAGAAAUCACAGCAACAACAAUAAUAUCGAAUCAAAUCGUCACACUAUUCACUCGGACAUUUUGGAUUCCUUUCUUCUAACUAGCGACACGACAGCAACUUUUCAAUUCGGACCACCACAUACGAAUGGGUUUGGUGGACUUCAUGGUGGAGUUCAGGCGAUUCUGAUGGAGCGUCUAGGUGAAUUAGUUGCACGAAGGGAGCUCUUGAAGGUGCUACAAUCGACGACUAAUUCUGGUGCCGAUGAUGUUGGCGGAGCUGCGAAGAUCAGCUGCACCAGCAACAGUGGAGAUUGGAUGGAAGCAGAAUGCCAGCGACUCGUGAUAUCCUACCAAUCCUCGGCCUCUCGAGUUUUGGAGUUGGAAGCCCACAUCAUCAAUCCCCCGCGACUCGACCAUCCAUCCGUCACGCUUCGGAUCGAAAUUUUGCGGGGUAACGGCCAACCUCAAGCAAACAAUCAGAGUAGCAGCAGCAACAACGAGAGCAUCAAUAGUAUUGGUAAUCGAGGCAGUCAGAAACCAACAUCAACAGAAUUCAAGCGUGUGGUCGUUAGUGAAGGGAUCCUGACAUUUGUUAGCACGUCGCCUAAGACAAAAGUACAAUAGAAUCGAAACGAAAAGCGCUUCCAUGCAAAACGCAGCAAAAGCGAGAAGGAAGAACAAAUGUGCUCGAAAAGA
Pseudo-nitzschia multistriata is the source of this 1488-nucleotide messenger RNA. The record is from the annotation of a GenBank genome assembly. Lineage: Eukaryota; Bacillariophyta; Bacillariophyceae; Bacillariales; Bacillariaceae.